UCCAUAUGAUUACGUCAAGCGUCAAAGAUUCUGAGUCUAGAUUGUGGACUCAGAAUCGUUACUGCUAGCCGUAAUCGUCGGGGUAAUUUUAUUAAUACUCCUUUUCGCAGGCAUUUUGUUCUGCUGCUUGAAAUGUCGGCGGAAGCCGAAAAUAGUGGCUUUCGUAACAACAGACCAACAAGUAAAACACGCUUAUAUCUGUUGCACUCCCGUGACGGAAUGGUUGGGGAACUUGUGAUCGUAUUUUUUCACAGCAUUUUCGGUGCAAUCGAUCAUAUCCGUCUAUACAACGCCAACGUUUGUCUGAGAGUGGUACGCCGUGCGUGUGACCUUUUUCCCUUGCAAAAGGUCAGUUACACCUGCGGCGCGGAUGCCUACAAGGCCAACGGCAGCGAGGAUCUCCGUACUAUGCAAAUGAGUACUGUAGUUGCAUUACACGGCAAUGUGGAACUAGCAUGCUACAACAGCGUAAACGUCAUCGUUCCAGUACGGCCAGAAAUCCACCAACAAGUAGUAAACGUUCCCUGGUACGAAGCAGACUACGAUGCACAGCACUAACAACGCGAAGACACGGAAACUCUU
Messenger RNA from Paramacrobiotus metropolitanus, 582 nucleotides. RefSeq lists its product as uncharacterized. The coding region runs from base 133 to 558 and encodes 141 amino acids. The transcript is spliced from 4 exons. Lineage: Eukaryota; Metazoa; Tardigrada; Eutardigrada; Parachela; Macrobiotidae. The record is from RefSeq and is a predicted model, not a curated record.